UGUGGGGGUAGUUCCGGGAAGCGCGCGGCGUUAGUCGGCGCUCCCUUGCUCCCCCCCCCCCGCUGCUCUCUUCGUCACGCGCUCCCCUCCCCUUCCGCUCCGCUGCCUUGUCACCAGCUGCUGCGGGGACCGGGGAACCUCAGCGGGACCAUGGCCGGCCAGCAGGACAAGGCUGCCUUAAUUAGCGAAACCAGACGACGCUUUGAGACUGAAUAUGUGCCAGAUAAAUCAGAUAAAUAUGAUUCCAGAGAUGUGGAAAGAUUGCAGCAAGAUGAUAAUUGGAUUGAAAAUUAUUUAAUUUGGCGUCAUGAUGUUGUGGAUGAUACACUGAAGAUGAUUGAUGAAAGCUUUCAGUGGAGGAAAGAAUACAUGGUCAACGAUUUGUCUGAAUCUGCCCUUCCAAAAUGGUUAUUUGAAAAUGGUGCUCUUUACCUGCAUGGAUAUGAUAAAGAGGGCUACAAGUUAUUCUGGUUCAGGGUGAAGCUUCAUACAAAAGAUCCUAAACUGCAGUUUGAAAAAAAGAAGUUUGUAGCCUUUUGGUUAGAGCAUUAUGCCAGAAGAGAGCAUGGGAAGCCUUUAACAGUGGUGUUUGACAUGGCUGAAACUGGACUCAGUCACAUAGACUUGGACUUCAUUCGGUUCAUCAUCAACUGUUUUAAAGUUUAUUAUCCUAAUUACCUCUCAAAGAUAGUGAUCUUUGAAAUGCCAUGGAUAAUGAAUGCUGCUUUUAAAAUUGUGAAGGGUUGGCUUGGUCCAGAUGCGAUAAGCAUGUUGAAGUUUGCAAACAAGAAUGAAGUGCAGGAAUACAUCAGUGCAGAGUAUCUGCCUGCCUACAUGGGUGGAAUUGAUACUUUCAAGUACAGUUACCCUCCAUUGGUUGAUGAUGAUUUUCAAACUCCAUUAUGUGAAAAUGGACCUAUUACUACUGAAGAUGAAACUGAAAGUAAAGAGGAGGUGGAAGCAGACAGCAAGGAGGCUGGAGAAUCCAGUGAAGAGCAAAUUCUCAAUGUGAAAAAGGUAUGUUCUGUAGAACAAAUUUCCAAACCAGACGAGAAUGACAAAACAGAUUCCAAAACAAAAAAUGCAAAGAAGGCGUUAACCAUUUUUAAAGGACCGUUAUUACAUAUAAGUCCGGCAGAAGAGCUGUUUUUUGGAUCCAAAGAAAUUGGAGAGAAAAAAUGCUUGAUAGUUCUCACAAAUGUGACUAAAAAUGUAGUGGCCUUCAAGGUGAGAACAACUGCUCCUGACAAGUAUAGAGUUAAACCAAGUAAUAGUAGCUGUGAACCUGGUACAUCAAUAGACAUAGUAGUAUCCCUCCAUGGUGGUUUUGCCGCUUCCCUGCAGGACCGUUUCCUGAUAAUGGCAGCAGAAAUGGAUCAGGCUUCUGGAGCAGGCGUACCAGAAUUAGCUCAGUUUUGGAAAGAAGUCCCUAGAAACAAAGUGAUGGAACAUAGGUUAAGAUGUCAUGUUGUAGAAAGUAGCAAGCCUUCUACUCUGACAUUAAAAGAGAAUUCAUUUAAUAUUCCUACAAAAACCAAUGAAGAUUUACACUUACAGCUAACUCAAUUAUUACAGGUUAAUAGAAGACUUCAAGAGCAGAUUGAUCGCUGUGUCUGGUUCCAGCAGCUAAUAGUUGUAUUAGCAUUGUUCUUAGUUGCUAUUGCUGCCUUUUGCUUCUUCCUGUUGUACACUCAGAGAUGCUAAACAGCAAUGCUUUGC
Molecule: messenger RNA, 1719 nt
Organism: Terrapene triunguis (Three-toed box turtle)
Lineage: Eukaryota; Metazoa; Chordata; Testudines; Emydidae
Product: motile sperm domain-containing protein 2
Exons: 15
Coding region: 151-1704 (517 amino acids)
Source: RefSeq, a predicted model, not a curated record